UUCAGUGAUACUCGUACAGUGAUCGUGAACGAACCGAUCCCUACCACCACCAUUACCUCCUACUACGAGGGAUCAGUGGACACCACCAUGACGGUUACAGCUCCUCCCGGAGAAACAGCCACGGUGAUCAUUGAGGUUCCUACACCAUAUACUACGAUUACUCGUACCUGGACUGAGGCCAAUGGUACUACGUAUACCGAACCUGUGUCUGACUUCAGUGAUACUCGUACAGUGAUCGUGAACGAACCGAUCCCUACCACCACCAUUACCUCCUACUACGAGGGAUCAGUAGAUACUACCAUGACAGUCACUGCCCCACCAGGAGAAACAGCCACCGUCAUCAUCGAAGUCCCCACGCCAUACACCACCAUCACCCGUACGUGGUUAGAGGCUAACGCUUCCACCUACACAGACCCCGUAUCCGACUUCAGUGAUACCAGAACUGUUGUGGUUAACGUUCCAGUUCCUACCACCACCGUCACCUCAUACUACGAAGGUUCCAUCGAUACCACCACUACCGUCACCAUGCCACCAGGAGAAACUGCUACCGUCAUUAUCGAGGUGCCAACUCCUUAUACCACCACCACAAUCACAUGGACCGAAGCUAAUGCCACCACCUACACUGAGCCAGUGUCUCAGUACAGUGAUACCAGAACGGUGGUAGUAAAUCUUCCUAUACCCACAGUAACGGUUACUACCACCUGGACUGGAUUAGAGGAGAGUAUUUCCACUGUCACCGCAGCACCAGGAGGUACAGCUACAGUGAUAGUUCACCUUCCUGCUAUCCUUAGCGAGAGUGAGUCGUCAGAAAGCUCAGAAAGCUCUGAGUCCAGUGAGUCCAGCGAGUCCAGCGAGUCCAGCGAGUCCAGUGAGUCCAGUGAGUCCAGUGAGUCCAGUGAGUCCAGUGAGUCCAGUGAGUCCAGUGAGUCCAGUGAGUCCUCAGAAAGCUCCGAAUCCUCCGAAUCAAGCGAAUCUUCUGAGUCCUUAGAUUCUUCAGCAUCGUCAGAAUCUUCGGAAUCUUCGGAAAGUUCUGAAAGUUCCGAUUCCAGCGAAUCUUCUGAAUCGUCAGAAUCAUCAGAAAGUUCUGAGUCUUCUGAGUCGUCUGAAUCGUCAGAAAGCGAGUCCUCCGAGAGCUCAGAGUCAUCAGAAAGCUCAGAAUCUUCUGAAUCGUCUGAGAGUGAAUCCAGUGAAUCCUCAGAAUCCAGUGAAGCCAGUGACAGUUCUGAUAGUUCAGCAUCAUCUGAGUCCAGCGAACUGUCUGAGUCCAGCGAACUGUCUGAGUCCAGCGAACUGUCUGAGUCCUCGGAAUCCUCCGAAUCUUCAGCAUCAAGUGAAGCUAGCGAUUCCUCCAGUGAAGCCAGUGAAUCUUCAGCAUCCAGUGAAUCAUCAGAAAGCUCUGAAAGCUCAGAAUCUUCGGCUGACUCAUCGAGUAGUUCAGAAUCUUCUGAGAGCUCGGAGAGUUCUGAAAGCUCGGAGAGUUCUGAAAGCUCUGAGAGUUCUGAAAGCCCAGACAGCUCAUCAGAGUCUUCCACUGAGUCUUCUACUGAAUCUUCUACUGAAUCUUCCACUGAAUCAAGCGACUCCGCUGAAUCAUCUGAAUCUUCAGCUUCAUCAGAAUCAUCCGUUGAAUCCAGUUCUUCUGAACCACCAGCUUCAUCAGCUUCUUCUGAAGUCAGUGCCUCAUCGUCAGAAUCCUUAGACCCUUCGUCUUCAGAAGCCUCCUCAGAGAGCUCAGAAGCCUCCUCAGAAGCCUCAAGCUCAGAGUCGUCAGCUUUCCCAACACUUUCCCUUUCAUCAGUUUCUGACACUUACUCCUACUCCUCGUCUUAUUUCCCACCAUACGUCAACUCAUCGGUGGCCGGAGUAUCCAGUGUUUGUCCUGACUGUUCAAGUUCAGAGCUUAUCACCGCUAGUGACAGUUCUAGUGAAGUUUCUUCCACUGAAGUUUCUUCCACUGAAAGUACCGAGAGUUCUGGUGCUAGUGCUUCCAUCUCCGUUAUCUCCAGCAUGGUCACUGACCCAGUCAGUAAUUCCCUUGAACCAGUUUCCGACAUUCCUAGUUCUGACGCAUCAAGUCCAUUUGGAUCAGGUACCGCAAGUACUACGGAAAGUUCUGAAAGUUCUGGCUCAGUAAGCUUGACAGUCAGCUCAGUUUCUGAUCCUAGCUCGGCUUCUGAUGGUGCUAGCUCUUCUUACUGUCCUGAUUGUACCACUUCGACUGAGUGUCCUGAUUGUGAGAGUUCUAGUGCUGACCCAACUGACCCUGUUGAUCCUGUUGAUCCUACCGAUCCUGUUGACCCUGUUGAUCCUGUUGACCCUGUUGAUCCUACCGAUCCUGCUGAUCCUGCUGACCCUACUAAUACUGCCACUAAUACUGGUACUAACACUGGCAAUGAUUCUACAAACACUGCCAACCCAGUUGACCCUACUGAUCCUGCUACAGGUACCAGCACCAGUCUCAGUUCAGUUCCUUCUGGUUCUAACACUGGUAGUGGUAAUGGCUCUGGUUCUGGUGGAGACAGUGAUUCAGAUGGUUCUGGUUCCAAUGGUUCUGGUUCUGAUUCUGGUUCCGAUAGUCCUACUGAUGGCUCAGGCUCCAACAGUGGUUCUGGUACCGGUGAUUCUGGUUCCGGUGAUUCUGGUUCCGGUGAUUCUGGUUCUGAUGAUUCUGGUUCUGGUUCAGAUGCUAAUUCAGAUGACUCUGGUACUAAUUCUGGUACUGGUGAUUCAUCAAACAAUUCUGAUGGUACUGGCUCCGGUACUGGUUCCGGUACUGGUACUGAUAGUGAUUCUGGUGCUAAUUCUGGUGCUACUUCUGGUACUGGUUCCGGUACUGGUACUGGUUCAAAUGAUUCUGGUAACUCCAAUGGUUCAGACUCCAAUGGCUCUGGCUCAAAUUCAGACCCAACUACAGCCGGUUCCAAUUCCUUCACCACCAUCGCCACUUCAUCUUCCCCAACUCAAUCACCAGCCGUCCUCCAGGGGGCUGCUUCUUCUAACACCAUCCCAUCUAUCCUCGUCUUCAUUUCCAUCGUUAUUUCGUUUAUUUAA
Yamadazyma jaroonii is the source of this 3051-nucleotide messenger RNA. The record is from the annotation of a GenBank genome assembly. NCBI's taxonomy places the organism in Eukaryota, Fungi, Ascomycota, Pichiomycetes, Serinales, Debaryomycetaceae.